Dictyostelium purpureum is the source of this 1281-nucleotide messenger RNA. RefSeq lists its product as uncharacterized. Gene Ontology annotation, molecular function: GMP synthase activity; GMP synthase (glutamine-hydrolyzing) activity; ATP binding. The record is from RefSeq and is a predicted model, not a curated record. The coding region runs from base 6 to 1247 and encodes 413 amino acids. Gene Ontology annotation, biological process: GMP biosynthetic process. NCBI's taxonomy places the organism in Eukaryota, Evosea, Eumycetozoa, Dictyosteliales, Dictyosteliaceae. Gene Ontology annotation, cellular component: cytosol. The transcript has a single exon.
GUUUCAUGAGAGCUAACGAAAGUGCCAAGGUUGAAAAAGCUCUCUCAGUAUUGGGUCUUCAUUUAAUUGUCGUCGAUGCUUCUGAAACUUUUUAUAACUCCACCACAACCAUCAAUGGCCAUUUAACCAAUAAAUUAAAGGAUACUAUCAACCCAGAAGAAAGAAGAAAAAUCAUUGGUGAUACUUUUAUGAAAGUAGCUGAACAAGAGGUAAAGAAAUUAGGUUUAAGUCCAGAAGAUGUCUUUUUAGCUCAAGGUACUCUUCGUCCAGAUCUUAUCGAGUCAUCAUCCAAAACUGUAUCAGGUGUUGCUGAUGUCAUUAAAACUCAUCAUAAUGAUACAGAGCUUGUUAGAUUAUUAAGAGAUACAGGUAGAGUAGUUGAACCAUUGAAAGAUUACCAUAAAGAUGAAGUUAGAGAACUCGGAAAAUCAUUAGGUUUACCAGAUAGUUUAGUUUGGCGUCAACCAUUCCCUGGUCCAGGUUUAGCUAUUCGUAUUAUUUGUACAGAAGAACCAUACUUGUUAAACUAUGACUUUACUCAUAAGGUCGUACAGUAUUUAGUUUGUGGUGAUCAACAUCAAGAAUUAGAUUUAGAAGUUAAAGCUAAAAUUGACCAACAACUCAAAGAGACUAAGUUUGUUCGUGAUCCAUCAAUUAAACCAAUCGUUUUACCAAUGCAAACUGUAGGUGUUCAAGGUGAUGGUAGAACUUAUUCCUAUUUAUUAGGUCUUUAUUGUACAGCUCCAGAACAUCAAAAAAUUUCAAAUGUCCCAUGGACCACUAUAUUCAAUUUAGCUCGUCUUAUUCCAAAAGUUUGCCAUAAUAUCAAUAGAGUUUGUUUUAUCUUUUCAAAUAAUUCACCAUCUACUCCAAAUUUACAACUUUUAAAUGAACCAAUGAAAAACGUUACAAAUACAUAUUUAAACAGAGAAGCCAUUCACCAAUUACAAGAAGCUGAUGAAAUUGUUAACCAAUCGUUAUUAAAAUUCGAUCUUAUCAAAUCAUUAUCACAAGUUCCUGUAGUAUUACUCCCAAUUGAUUUUGGUAUUAAAGAUAAUAGAUCCAUUGCAAUUCGUACUUUUAUUACCAAUGAUUUUAUGACAGGUGUACCAGCAAUCCCAGGUAAAACAAUUCAAUACGAAUGUUUAGAAGAAAUUUCAACCAAUGUUUUAUCAAAUGUUAAGGGUAUUUCAAAGAUUUUAUUCGAUUGUACUUCAAAACCACCUGGUACAACUGAAUUUUUAUAAAUAUAUAUAAAAUAUAAAUAAAAAAAGUAAAUUU